This is a messenger RNA of Dibothriocephalus latus, 1071 nucleotides long. The record is from the annotation of a GenBank genome assembly. NCBI's taxonomy places the organism in Eukaryota, Metazoa, Platyhelminthes, Cestoda, Diphyllobothriidea, Diphyllobothriidae.
AUCAAGACACAGCUAGAAGAGGCCAAUCCAGUAUCUGAAUUUGACCUGCCACAAGAGAAGCCAGUCGAUCUUGAGUUGGCUAGUGGGGAUGACCAGUUAAUAGGCCAACCUGAAAACACGAUCCAGGAGAUCAAGACACAGCUAGAAGAGGCCAAUCCAGUAUCUGAAUUUGACCUGCCACAAGAGAAGCCAGUCGAUCUUGAGUUGGCUAGUGGAGAUGUCCCGUUAAUAAACCAACCUGAAAACACGAUCCAGGAGAUCAAGACACAGCUAGAAGAGGCCAAUCCAGUAUCUGAAUUUGACCUGCCGCAAGAGAAACCAGUCGAUCCCGAGUUGGUUAGUGGCGAUGUCGAGUUAAUAAGCCAACCUGAAAAGACGACCGAGGAAAUCAAGGCACAACUAGAAGAGGCCAAUUCAGUACCUGAAUUUGACUUGCCACAAGAGAAACCAGUCGAUAUCGACUUGGUCACUGGAGAUGUCCCGUUAAUAAUUCAACCUGAAAACACGAUCCAGGAGAUCAAGACACAGCUAGAAGAGGCCAAUCCAGUAUCUGAAUUUGACCUGCCGCAAGAGCAGCCGGUCGAUCUUGAAUUGGUUAGUGGCGAUGUACAGUUAAUAGACCAACCUGAAAACACGGCCCAGGAAGUCAAGGCACUACUAGAAGAGGCCAAUUCAGUACCUGAAUUUGACCUGCCGCAAGAGAAAUCAGUCGACAGGUUCCAGUUAAAAAGUCAGCAUAAAAAGACGAGCCAGGAAGUGCAGGCACAAGUCGAAGAGACCGAUCCACUAUCCGGAUUCGAACUGUUGCAUGAGAAGCCAGUAGAUCGCGAUUUGGUUAAUAGAAUCGUCCAGUUUAUAAGACAGCAUGAAGACCCUACCAUGGAGGAAAAGGACUUGGCAAAACUUCUGAAGGAGGACAUCGAAAAGUGGAAUAAGAAACACUGGCAGGUUAUUGUGGCGACGGCCCAUGACCUCGGCUGCUCUGUAGGUCACAUUCCACACACUUUUGUCUUUCUCAGAAAGGCGUCCCGUGUCUACAUCCUCUACCGCGUACCCGACUACCAACAUUAA